AUGUCUGGUAGAGGCAAAGGUGGGAAAGGUCUCGGUAAAGGGGGUGCUAAACGGCACCGGAAAGUCCUCCAAGAUAAUAUCCAGAGAAUCAUUAAACUUGCCAUUCGCCACCUUGCUCAUUGUGGGGGCGUUAAGUGCAUCUCCGGCCUCAUUUACGAGGAAACUCGCAGGGAUCUCAAGGUUUUCUUGGAAAAUAUAAUCCGAGGCUCAGUCACCUACACGGAACACGCUAAACGCAAGACUGUUACCGCCAUGGAUGUGGUCUAUGCCUUGAAACGCCAAGGGCGAACUCUGGGUUUGGUGGUUGAACUGUUAACAAAAACAUUUUUUCACUGGUGGGUCUCAGCUGCAGCUCAUUAUUGCUGA
This is a messenger RNA of Carcharodon carcharias (great white shark), 366 nucleotides long. Its product is annotated as histone H4-like. Bases 1 to 366 code for a protein of 121 amino acids. Gene Ontology annotation, molecular function: structural constituent of chromatin; protein heterodimerization activity; DNA binding. Lineage: Eukaryota; Metazoa; Chordata; Chondrichthyes; Lamniformes; Lamnidae. Gene Ontology annotation, biological process: nucleosome assembly. The record is from RefSeq and is a predicted model, not a curated record. Gene Ontology annotation, cellular component: nucleosome. The transcript has a single exon.